AUGGCAGGAGAGAAGCACGCGUUUGAACCCAGCUUUUCAUUUAGUCCUCUUCCUUCCAAGAAGUUCUCCUUCCUGCACGACAAAGCCACUUUAGGGUUGUUCAUGAAAUGGUCCAUGUUGGGGAGGAUCUCAGUGCAGGCUUACAGCUUUGACCAGAGCUUCUAUCCUUACAACAGUCAAGACUUUACACUGAGUUUCUUCAGAGACCCUAAUGUGGCAGCCAUGUUGAGGAAGAUGGAGGCCUGGGGAGCCUGGGUGCCUCUUGGUAUCCCAGUGGUGUCUGUUGAUGUGGAGGUGGUGCCGUGCACUAAAGUCUCCAUGGAGCUGUUUGACCCCAUCUACUCUUGUGGGAUCGUGAGGCCCUGUGGCCGUAUUGUCGGUUGCCUCCAUGAUGUCUACCCCGACUAUGACGAGCUCAGACAGAUGCUGCAGGAGGAGGACUCGGAGCACUACUACGUGGUCGGGAGAGAGGAGCGGGGCGAGUUUCUGUUCCGCCUCUUCAAGCACCUGUGCUUGGGAGGAGAGCUCUGUCAGCACGAAGACGCCAUUGAUCCUUACAUCAACACCACAAAGCAAAUCUACAAAGAUCUGAUCAGUGUGCAGAAGGAUCCAGAGAUUAAAGAGAUCAGUGUCAUCUCCACAGUGCUCAAAGUCUGUGCUUAUGAUGAGCACGGGCGAUGUUAUCCUGGGAGACAAGACGAGGAGCAGACAUUUGCCUACAUGAUUAUUGACCCCUUCAAAAGGCACGUGGCUUUGUUGUAUCACUGCUACGGGGUGGGAGACGUCUCGCUGUGA
Myripristis murdjan (pinecone soldierfish) is the source of this 795-nucleotide messenger RNA. RefSeq names its product cilia and flagella associated protein 300 (gene cfap300). The transcript is spliced from 7 exons. Bases 1 to 795 code for a protein of 264 amino acids. NCBI's taxonomy places the organism in Eukaryota, Metazoa, Chordata, Actinopteri, Holocentriformes, Holocentridae. The record is from RefSeq and is a predicted model, not a curated record.